AUGUCUAUGUCACCAAGGGAAUCAAAUUUAGAAACUGCAAAAUCUACCAGUGGAGUAUCAGAGGAAACUUUCUCAAUGACUGUUCACAAUACUGGAAGAGAAUCACUUGGCAGCUCAUGGAGCAAUGCAGUAAACUUUGACAAUACAUUGAUGAACUCAGCUGACCUCAGUUACUUAAACGGUUCAGAUAAAAAACCAGGCUUCAGUGAUGAUGAUGACUGGUCUGAGGAACUCAGAGGGAAUUUUUAUGAAAGAUAUAUGGAAAAGCGAGAUGCAAAGCUUUGGGAGGAGUCACUCACCAAACAAGUUGAGAAAGAAGCCAAACUCAAAGCUAUGCAAGAAGCUCUUGAGCUUACAAAAGCUGGAAUGGUUGCCAUGAAUGCAAAAUCCUUGGAAAAGCAAGAUUCCAUCAUCCAGUCUAGAGCAAGAGCUGAAAAAUUGAAGCCUUUCAAUGCCCAAUCAUUGAAGAACAAGAAACAACAAUCAAGUGAAACAGAUGCAGCUGAUACAUCAAAGAGAGAAUUGUUGAGAGCCAUAGAUGUGCGUCUUAUUGCUUUACAACAAGAAUCAAGCAUGGGUUUUGCUCGAGCUUUUGCCGAUGGUUUUGCAAUAGAGCAUAUGGCUGAUCUCAUUGUAUUUGCAGAUCGCCUAAAAGAUGUCUGUGCCAAAUUUAUGAUCCUCUGUCAAAAACGACAUGUUGUGUACCAAUGGCGAAAUGAUGCAGAUACCCAGUCAUCAGAUUCUGAUAUGUCCAUUGAAAAUGGUACAGAUACCCAGUCAUCAGAUUCUGAUAUGUUCAUUGAAAAUGAUACAGAUACCCAACCAUCAGAUUCUGAUAUGUCCAUUGAAAAUGGUACAGAGGGUGAGCUUAUGCUUGAUUCUUCAUCAUGUUUUUUAGUGAAGACAGGUGAGACACCCUAUGGCCACUUGUCUGAUACCCGAGCUGCAGGUGGGAACUUUGUAGAUGAACGUCAAACUUUAGCUUCUCCUGCUCAGCUAGGCAAUAAGCCAUUGCAUUCACGAGUACAAUCAGUAGACCAUUUUGAAGCCAUCUCUUCUGCUGGCUGGGUUAAUCUAACCAACUGCCGGGGAAGCUUGCCAAGCACAAAGAAUUUAUCUACAGAAGCUGAUACCAUGAAUAAAUCCAUUACCAAGAAAAGUCUCGAGUCUUCUAGAAUGGUCCUAGAUAAAUGUAAACAAGCUGAAGAUGAGGUUAAGGAAUCAUUGGCCAGGAGUCGUUCAGAAGUGUAUGUUACUGCAUCUGAAAAUAGUGUGCACACAUCAUCUUCUGAAAAGGAUCAAGGGCAGAUUCGGGAGUCACCACCUGAGAGCACAUUGGGAUGUUCAGAUAAUGAGCAAGGCACAUUAGAAGGAAAACAAAAUGCCAAGUGGAGAUUAUCAUCUCUUCCCAGAGCAAGAGGACACCAGCGACCAUGGAGCUCUGCUUCGGAUUAUUCAGAAUGCUUUAGCGACAAUCAAACAACCAAAUUUGGUAGUAUUACUUCUGAGGAACAGGCGGCUAAUAUUGCUAAGAAAACUGCACCAGCCACACAAUUUAAAGUGCAGUUAGCCUUGAACUCACAGUCUUCUAAAACUGCUGGGCAGGGAUCAGAUGUAACUCAUGGUUCCAUGAACACGAAACAGACUGCUUCUCCUUGUGGAUCAAAAAUAGCUAAAAGUCGUGUGGAUCCAGGUCAGAUUAGGGCUGCUAGGCAAGGAUCAGAUUUAGACAAUGGUUCUUUUGACUCAAAACACCAUGAGGUUUCUAUGCAAAGAUUAGAUAAAAUAUAUGGUUCCAUGGACACAAACCAGCCCGGGUCUGGCGGGCAAGGAUCAGACAUAGCUGAUAGUUCCAUGAAUGCAAACAGGCUUGGUAUUGAGGUUCAUAGAGAAGGAUUAGAACUUAUUAAUUGCUCAACUGGCAUGAGAAGUUCUAGGGGUGAGGAACCUUUAGCCAAAGUCAAGCAGUCUAGAGGAAAUCAGGAACUGAAUAAAGAACCAUGGGAGAAAGCUGAUCAGUUGGAACCAAUUUUCACUGCUCACAAGCUAUGGAGUCAAGCUGCUUUCGGGCAUCCAGAAGAUACAUAUAUUACUAGAAAGAAAAGUUCCUCCCUAGCUGUCAAAUUCGAAACAUCGACUACCCAACAGCAGAUGUCUACGUCACCAAGGGAAUCAAAACUAGAAACUUCAAAAUCUACCAGUGGAGUGUCAGAUAGAACUGUUCACAAUAUAAGAAGAGAAUCACUUGGCAGCUCAUGGAGAAAUGCAGUAGACUUCGACAAUACAUUGAUGAACUCAGCUGACCUCAGUUACUUAAACAGUUCAGGUGAAAAAACAGGCUUAAACAAUGAUGGCUGGUCUGAGGAACUCAGAGGCAAAUUUUAUGAAAGAUAUAUGGAGAAGCGACAUGCAAAGCUUCAGGAGGAGUCAAUCAUCAAACGAGCUCAGAGUAAAGCGAAACUCAAAGCUAUGAAAGAAGCUCUUGAGUCCACAAAAGCUCAAAUGGUUGCCUGGAAUGCAAAAUCCUUGAAGAAGCAAGAUUCCAUCAUCCAGUCUAGAGCAAGAGCUGAAAAAUUGAGGUCUUUCAAUGCCCAAUCAUCGAAGAACAAGAAACAACAGUUUGAAGCGCAACAAAUUAAUGAUGAAGAAUAUUCUAAUGAUGUGAAUGAGCGGGCAUUUUACAAACAACCUAGGUCUUCCAUACCAGUUAAAGUUUCAAGUGUUGGAAGUGCCUCUUCAGCUUGGCGUAGGGUCCAUGAAAAUCCUCUUUCUCAGUCUGUUCCUAACUUAGCAGCUCUGAGGAAAGAGAAUAAAAAACCUUCUACUGGUCAGGCAGGUUUGAGCUCAAACAUGGGUGGUGACACUUCUAGUCUUUCCGAUGUGCUCUCUCCUCUUUCAUCAAUAGAUUUGCUUUCCUCAAAUAAAUCUAUGCCUUAUCCAGCACAACGCGGUUCCUUGACAUCUCCCUCACCUAAGUCUUCCAUACCUGUUAAAGUUCCAAGUGUUGGAAGUGCCUCUUCAGCCUAUCGCAGUGGCCGUGAAAAUCCUCUGGCUCAAUCUGUUCCUAACUUUGCAGAUCUGAGGAAAGAAAAUACAAAACCUUCUACUGGUCGGGUAGGUUUGAGCUCAAACUUGGGUGGUACAUGUCGUGGGCAGCCCAAGCGUGGUAGCUGUAAAAGUUUAUGUUUUUUUUCAGUUCAAUCUCUUCGAAGCUCGAUUCCAGCUCCCUCAGCAAAUUUCAAAUUAAGAUAG
Molecule: messenger RNA, 3252 nt
Organism: Cryptomeria japonica (Japanese cedar)
Lineage: Eukaryota; Viridiplantae; Streptophyta; Pinopsida; Cupressales; Cupressaceae
Exons: 5
Coding region: 1-3252 (1083 amino acids)
Source: RefSeq, a predicted model, not a curated record